AUGAACGCCACGAGGAAAUUGAAGGUUUAUGAGGCGGUCUUCACAGCGAUGACGGAGCAAGUGGACGCCUCAGAAGCCCACAAGUUGGUCGUGGCGAUCAGGGGCCAGCUUGGUCCAAAUACGACAGACUCCCUCGACGACAAGCACGGCAGGUGCGAGGGCAAGGGGAAGCUGCACACCACGGAAACCAAUGCGAAAACCGACCAGGAGACGAUCAACCCGAUGUGGGUCGAGCCCCCGAGGAACUUCAAGCGCGCGCUCCACGCCGCCGACGCGCCGACGGGGGAGAUGCAGCGGCCGCCGACAAGCGACGCUUUGACGACCGCUGUCCAGUCUGAUCGGCCACAGGAGGGCGACGCCAUCAAGCGGGCGUUGCGUUUGUCGGCAGGGGCUGCAGACCUCGAUCAGAACCCCGGGCGCUUUCCGAGGUCGGGCCGUGUGAGCGAGCUGCCGCGGUCUAGCGGGUCCGUGAAAUGCUGGGCGGACCUCGGCGCACUCAUUGUCAUGGUUGGUCAGCAGAAGGAGUUCAUCGGCCAGGUUCAUUUCGCCUUGGCCCAGUCGCUCAAGGCGCUCAAACGCGCCAUGGGGGCGGCAGCUCUUCAGAAGAAGCGAUCGGGGCAGCGGCAGAAUGAGCCCGAUGACGCGGCAAAGGCAGAUCUUCCCAGGGGCGUCGAGCAGGCCACUGCAAAGCUGGAGUUCUCGAAGAAUGCCGCUUACUUUGCGCUCGACCGGAAGUCUGCGGGGCGCGCUUCCGUUCGGGGGACUAAUGCCGCCGCCGCCUGCGAGGUUCGCCGGGCCUUCCUUUCUGGCUACGUGCCGAACUGCUUUCGCCACUGGUUCGAGUCGAACCUGCUCCCCUCCGUCAGGUGGCUCGUGAGUGGCGCCAUCCAUAUGCGGCUGGUGGACUCCUGCGCUCUGUGCAACGGUGUGGCGCGGGGCGACUUCGAGGUGGGCAAGCAGUUGGACGUGCUGUCCGCGUCCGUGGCGCCAGCAGCCCCAGCGGCCGAGACGCAGAGCUGCGUUGCGGCGCGGCGGCGCCCCUGGCCCCUGGCCGCCCCGGAUGCCCAGCGGAUGUCCAGCUGGGAGCGCGGGCCGGCGCUCGUCCCGGUGCAGGCGCGCGGGAUGCCGCGAAGCCCGCCGGCGGUGCCAGUGCUGGCGCACGUGGCCUCCAACGCCUCCGUCGGCUCGGUGGUCGCGGUGGCCGGGCCGCCGAGGACGCCGCGCCUGGCAGCGCUGCUUGCGACGGGCGCGCCGCCGCCGCUCCCCGGGGCUGCGGGCUGCGGGCGGG
Messenger RNA from Prorocentrum cordatum, 1288 nucleotides. Lineage: Eukaryota; Dinophyceae; Prorocentrales; Prorocentraceae. The record is from the annotation of a GenBank genome assembly.